AGCCAGGCCACCUCAGACCGCUGCCGCUACGUGGCGAGCUCAGUCUCCGGACCCUCUCGCCCCUUGAUUCGUCAACUCAUUUCCUCCUUAUUGAAACCCCGCCGGGCUGCGAUCAAGAAGGCUGACCGAGUUCCCUCGUGUGUUCCUGUUACUCUAGGCUGCCGCUGCCGAAACCGGUAAACGCCCUUCCUCCGCCGCCUUGGAGGGAAGGGGGGGAGACCCGCGGUUCUCUCCUCUCUGCCCGCCCCUCUGUCUCCCGACACGGGACGAGCGGCUUAGCCCAGUUUACCCACCCGCGCCGCGGUAGUCUCGCACAAGUGAGCCCGGUUACGCUCGGACCAGUUAGAACCGGCCUGGCUCUUCAGACCCUGACCGACCCAGAGCCUUUCCGCGGCGGCUCACCGUAAUCCGGUAAAGCGCAUUAGUGCGCUAAGUUUGGCCCCGGCAGCCUUUGACCAGCACGGGACAGGGUGGGAAAAGAGACACCGCCGUCAUCCGGAGAGGAGUGGACCAGAACACUCCCCCCCCCCUCCUCGCGACGCACGGAGAGGAGUGGACCAGAACACCCCCCCCUCCUCACGACGCACGGAGAGGAGUGGACCAGAACCCCCCUCCUCGCGCAGCACGGAGAGGAGUGGACCAGAAAACCCCCCCUCUUCCUCGCGCGGCCCGGAGAGGAGUGGACCAGAACACCCCCCCCCCUCCUCGCGACGCAGAGAGAGUUUUGGGUCUGUUGUGCGCGCGCGCGCGCCGCUCGCCACUAUGAUGCAGCUUUCGGAUUCGUACAACCAGAAGAACUCCCUGUUCACCGCCAUGAACCGCUUCAUCGGCGCGGUGAACAACAUGGACCACACGGUGAUGGUCCCCAGCCUGCUGCGGGACGUCCCCCUGGGUGACGCCGAGGAGAUAAAGGCGACGGCGCGGACCGGCGGCGCGCCGGACUACGUGCCGGACGGGGACUACAUCGCGGACGGGGACAUGUACAGCUCCUACGUGCUGCUCAAAUCCAUCCGCAACGACAUCGAGUGGGGCGUCCUGCAGGGGGACGAGCGGCGGAGGGAGAAGGUCGGCGCGACGCGCGCCGAGGCGCAGGACGAGGACGACCUGGAGAAGCAGUUCCGCUACCAUUUAAGCGGACUUCACUCGGUUUUGUCCAAACUCACCCGCAAGGCCAACACCCUCACCAACCGGUACAAGGAGGAGAUAGACAUCAGGAGCUGUGGCAUCUGACGCUGUCCAUCAUGUCCCAAUGACUGUGACGUCACUGACGCGAAUACGAGGUGGUCUAUAUUGGGGAGGGGGAGGGGGGGUGUUAUUAUGGAUGAUGGAAUCUGGAGGUCGCCUAUUCCAGUACGGCGUGACCUCCCUCCGCGGCCACGAAUCUCGGGGAAAACCCCCCUUCGAUUCUUCAUGUUUUGAAUAUGCAAAUUACUCCGGUGAACACGUGUUCGUUAUCUGCAAACAUCUCAUCGUGAGUGACGGUUAAGACGACCGCUCCUUUCAGUCGUCUGGCUUGUGGGGUAGCCCCGGCUGCUGCAGAUGCUGCUGCUCUUGUUUUGUAGGGGGUUUCUCCCCCCGCCGGUCUUGGCUGGGAGGCGGACUAACUCAAGUCUUCUUCUGUUUGCCCGCGCUGUGAGCUCUCUACCAGGGCUUUGUUAACUUGGUGUCCUCCUCAUGUUCACACGCAGUCAUUUCUUCAUUUAGAAGCUAUGCAAAAUAACAUCGUGUGGUGUUAAACCCCCCCCCCCCCGCUUUGAACCGGUUUCUCUGCAACGCUUUCUUAACUGGCGUCCCAAAUGGGUUAGGGGUUCUCUUGCCCCCCCCCCGGGGACCAGCCGCAGCAAUGACCAGCAGACAAGUGCUGUUAUGUCCGGCUUUUGUCUUUCUAAUACUCUUGUGUUAUAUUUGGCUGUUUAAACUGGCGAGAGAAGACCAGACCAGCGGUCUUCAAUCCGGUCCUCGGGGACUCUGCUAAUGGAAAACCUCUGGCUUGUAGUUAAUUACAUUUACCAGUUGUGUUGUCUCGUGUCAGGUCUCGAGACCCAGUUCUGUGAUACGCGUAAAAAAAAACAGCGCGCGUUCUCGUACUGGACCCGUCCUGACCGAGGCCACGACACAAUGUGGGCCCUGCCUCACAGGCUGAGAAACCGGGUUUGAAGCCCCUUCUGUACCGUUUUUCUGAUAUUUAUUUGUCCUAAAGGGGUUGUCGCCGGGGGGGGGGGGCAGAAUGCAUUUGUAAGUUCUAAUGUACGAGAAAAGCUUUUGAGAGGA
Lampris incognitus (smalleye Pacific opah) is the source of this 2271-nucleotide messenger RNA. Its product is annotated as mid1-interacting protein 1-B-like. Gene Ontology annotation, biological process: regulation of lipid biosynthetic process. Bases 763 to 1230 code for a protein of 155 amino acids. The transcript has a single exon. Gene Ontology annotation, cellular component: cytosol. NCBI's taxonomy places the organism in Eukaryota, Metazoa, Chordata, Actinopteri, Lampriformes, Lampridae. The record is from RefSeq and is a predicted model, not a curated record.